This is a messenger RNA of Rhizophagus irregularis DAOM 181602=DAOM 197198, 2440 nucleotides long. RefSeq lists its product as uncharacterized. Gene Ontology annotation, biological process: protein phosphorylation. Gene Ontology annotation, molecular function: ATP binding; protein kinase activity; protein binding. NCBI's taxonomy places the organism in Eukaryota, Fungi, Glomeromycota, Glomeromycetes, Glomerales, Glomeraceae. The record is from RefSeq and is a predicted model, not a curated record.
ACCAAAUACAUUACUAUGGUCGACAUACGUACUUUUUUUGCGUUGUAAAAAAAUUUGCAUUUUUUACAACGAAACAUUUUUUAAUUUUUUAUAAACUAUAGUAUAUUAUUUAUGGUGAUAACAACAUGUCUGAUAAUAUCGAGUCCGAAAUUAUCAAUAAUUCUAAUAAAUGGAUUAAUUGGAUUGAAGUAGCCAUUUCUGAGGAUUAUUUUAAAUAUUAUGAUUUCAAGAAUUUCAGUAAUAUUAAAGAAAUUGGUUCUGGAGGUUUCGCAAAAGUUUAUCGUGCAAAUUGGAAAAAUUCAAAUCAAUAUUUUGCGUUAAAACAUUUUUUUAAACCUGAUGACGCUGCUGUUAAAGAAAUUGCUCAUGAGCUUACACUACAACGAGAAGUAGACUUUCAUAAUAAUAUUAUUCGUUUUUAUGGGAUAACGAAAUCUGAUUCAGAAAAUUACAAUGAUCAAUUAAAUAAGUAUUGGCUAGUAAUGGAGUACGCUGACAGUGGUACACUUCGUAACUAUCUAAAGGAACAUUUCAAUAAUCUCACGUGGGAUGACAAAUACAAUUUAGCAUAUCAAUUAGCUUGUGCAGUUUCAUGUUUGCAUGAUGAAGGAAUUGUUCAUCGUGACCUGCACCCCAAUAAUAUAUUGGUUCAUCAAAAUACCAUAAAAUUGGCAGAUUUUGGUUUAUCAAAAAGGAUUGAAGAAGCAUCUAAUUCACAAUCGAAAUUAUAUGGUAUAAUUCCCUAUAUUGAUCCGAAAAGAUUUAAUAGACGAAAAUAUAGCAAUACAGUACAAUUAUAUACAUUAAAUGAGAAAAGUGACGUAUAUAGUGUCGGUGUACUUUUAUGGGAGAUCUCCAGUAGUAAACCACCUUUUUAUAUUGAAGGUGAACAAUAUGAUAUCGAUUUAGCUGUAGAAAUUUCACAAGGUCUUAGAGAGAAAAUUAUUCCUGGUACACCUGAAAAUUAUGUGAAAAUUUAUACUCGCUGCUGGAAUGGCGAACCAGAAAAUCGUCCAACUAUUAACCAAGUUGUUGAUGAAUUAAAAUCAAUUAUUACAAAAACAGAAAAAAAUUAUCAGGUGGAUAAUAAAAAAAUUCAUUUACCAAAUAAUCAAGAAUUUAAUAAAAAUAAUGAUGUAGAAUCUUCUUCAAAUACUUAUCAUUCUUUAUAUGAUGAGUUAUCUCAAUUAAUUCAAAAUUUUGAUAAAAUGAAUACGAAAGGAAUUGAUCUUUUAACAUCAUGUAAUUAUUUUAAUACAAUAGUUGAUGAGUUGGUUGAUCUUUCUGAUAAAGUAGAAGAUGAAGAAAAACAGAAAAUUCUUAAUUAUCUUAAUAAUCAUAAUAUGACUUCACAAGAAAUUUAUAAUUGGUUAUUAAAUGAUCAAUAUAAUUCGAAUUCUAUUGUUUUACUUGGGGAUCUUAAUUAUUUAGGAAUUGGAACUAAUGUUGAUAAAAAUAAAGCAUUUGAAUUAUAUAAAGAUGCAGCAAAUUUAGGAAAUAAUAUAGCUAAAUAUAAUCUUGGUAUUUGUUAUGUUUAUGGAAGUGGUGUUGAUAAAGAUUAUAAUAAAGCUAUUGAAUUAUUUGAGAAAUUAACUGAAGAAGAAUAUCCAAGAGGAAUAAAUUAUUUAGGAUAUUGUUAUCAAAAAGGAAUUGGUGUUAAUGUUGAUGAACGAAAAGCGUAUGAAUUAUAUCAAAAAGCUGCAAAUUUAGGAUAUGUAUUUGGAAUAUACAAUUUAGGAUGUUGUUAUCAAAAUGGUAUUGGAACUAAUAUUGAUAGACCAAAAGCAUUUGAAUUAUAUCAAAAAGCUGCAAAAUUAGGAAGUGCAUCUGGAGUAAUUAAUUUGGUAUAUUCUUAUAUCAAUGGUAUUGGAACUAAUGUUAAUAAACAGUUAGCAUUUGAAUUAUAUCAAAAUGCAGCAAACUCAGGAGAAAUAUAUGGACUAAAUGGUUUGGGAUAUUGUUAUCAAUAUGGAAUUGGAACUGAUGUUAAUGAACAAAUGGCAUUCGAACUAUAUCAAAAAGCUGCAAAUUUAGGAAAUGCGUCUGGUAUAAAUAAUUUGGGAUAUUGUUAUGACAAUGGAAUUGGAACUAAUGUUGAUAAGCAAAAGGCAUUUGAAUUACAUUUAGAAGCUGCAAAUUUAGGAAAUAGUACAGCUCAAUAUAAUCUUGCUGUAAUGUAUGAAAAUGGAGAAGGGAUUGGUAAAGAUGUUGAUCAAGCAAUUUAUUGGUGUAAAAAAUCUGCCGAACAAGGAGAUCAAGAUGCGCAAAGAAGACUGAAGAAGCUCUUAAGAAUUAAUAGAAAAAAUAGUGUUUCAUGUAGAACCAGUUAAUUUUUUUUUAAUAAGAAUAUUAAGUUAAAUUUUGUAAUACACACAAACGAAUAAUGAUAACAUAGGAGAUAUCAAAAAUAUCUGCUAAUAAUAAAUAUUAAUAAAAUAAA